Messenger RNA from Bacidia gigantensis, 264 nucleotides. RefSeq lists its product as uncharacterized. NCBI's taxonomy places the organism in Eukaryota, Fungi, Ascomycota, Lecanoromycetes, Lecanorales, Ramalinaceae. The coding region runs from base 1 to 264 and encodes 87 amino acids. The record is from RefSeq and is a predicted model, not a curated record. The transcript is spliced from 2 exons.
AUGAUAGACGAGACGCUCCACCCGCGCAAAGAAGGCAAGAAGACGGCUAUGUAUGCGGUGAUGGAUAAGACAGCGCCGGAUCUGGCUAAAGUGAGUGUGGGGGCUGCUGUGGGGGAGUUGGGUGUGGGCGGGGUUGGGGGCGUGGGAAAAGGAGUGGAGGGGAAGGGUGUGGUUUUGGAGGAGGUUGUUGAUGGUGGGCAAGGUGUUCUGGUGGAGAAUGUUGGGCUGAGGAGGCUGGCUGAGGCGGAUGGGAUGGGGACGUAG